Molecule: messenger RNA, 979 nt
Organism: Penaeus vannamei (Pacific white shrimp)
Lineage: Eukaryota; Metazoa; Arthropoda; Malacostraca; Decapoda; Penaeidae
Source: RefSeq, a predicted model, not a curated record
AUUUUCUCUGUUAUGCGACCCGAGUAUACGGUCAAGAUUCUACAGCAGCAGAAGAUCAGCUGCUGAGCCGAUGGAGAAAUAGUCAAUGUUUCGUCAUAUUAUUUUUAUUGGCUAAAUAACUAUGCAAAAACUUGUGAAGGGAAGAUUCGGUUACAUUAUAAGAGUUGUUGGAGUUAGCCAGUCAAGAUGGGCUCGGCAAAUGCUUACAUCACGUCAAGAUCACGAAAAGGUCAGAACAGUGGUUGUUCCAGUUGUACGUCACUACUCCUCCCUGCGACCUCUGAGAGGAGAUCUACUGAAAUUCCCUGGACCUAAUUAUGGCAUUCCUUCUCGAGGGAUUGGCAUGAUUGUAGCUAGGGUGCUUCGUGGGGCUCUCAAGAUACGUUACCUUCUGCUGGGUGGCACCAUUGCAGGUGGCAGUGCUUUGGCCAAGACUUAUGAGCAGUGGAAGGAGGCUCUGCCAGACACAAAGUUCCUGGAGGAACUAAUGCCAUCUCAGGAGGAGCUGGAUGCCAUCAGGACAGCUCUCAUUUCAUACAGGGACAAGAUCAAGGAUUCAGUCCCAGAUUUUACUCUUGAUCCAAAGCUCAAGGAGCUCGGGGAGUCGAAAUAUGAUCAGCUGGUGCUCUGGUUCAAGGAGCGGCUCGAUGAUGCAAUCAAGGCAGCGGAAGAGGAAAAAACUGAAGGUUCAGGAUUCUUCACGGAUGGUAAGGAAGAGGAUGGCGAGUUCCUUACCUUGUCCGGGAUGGCUAAUUCCCUCACGCCAAUGUUGAAAGAUUUCUCCUCAGAUCUUAAACAGCAUGCAAUUUCCUUCUCUGCAAUGGGGUCUGCAGCAGAGAAAGAGCGAGAGAAAGCAGUGGUUCUUGACCUUUUCACUACCACACCUCUAGGAAUUUGCUCUUCCUUCCACACACCUCUUGCAUCUAUGAAUAAAAUUUUCUCCCAGAUUUAAAAGAAGGAAAUAAAAGAUAAAUGAAUA